Messenger RNA from Haemorhous mexicanus (house finch), 1815 nucleotides. It is a transcript of the gene RAB36, whose product is annotated as RAB36, member RAS oncogene family. Gene Ontology annotation, molecular function: GTP binding; GTPase activity. The transcript is spliced from 10 exons. The record is from RefSeq and is a predicted model, not a curated record. Bases 1 to 801 code for a protein of 266 amino acids. Lineage: Eukaryota; Metazoa; Chordata; Aves; Passeriformes; Fringillidae.
AUGAAGUCCAGCCUAAUGCAUUUGGUUCCCCCAAUGAGUAGAGAAAGAAUAAUCUCCCAGUUUCCCAAGUGGUACACCCCUGAAGCCUGUCUGCAGUUUAAAGAGCACUUCCAUGCACAGGUCAGGACUGCUUGUCAGCAGAGCACUGGAACAGCUGGGCUGAAAAUAUCCAAAGUGGUUGUGGUAGGAGACCUGCAUGUUGGGAAAACCAGUCUUAUCAACAGAUUUUGCAAAGAUAAUUUUGACCGAGACUACAAGGCAACCAUUGGAGUAGAUUUUGAGAUUGAACGUUUUGAGAUAAUUGGAAUGCCAUAUAACCUCCAGAUAUGGGACACAGCAGGUCAGGAGAAGUUCAAGUGCAUUGCAUCUGCUUACUACCGAGGAGCAGAGGUUAUAAUAACAGUGUUUGAUCUGGCUGAUAUCCAAACUUUGGAUCACACCAAACAGUGGUUAGAAGAUGCAUUGAGGGAGAAUGAGCCAGAUUCCAGCUUCAUCUUUCUGGUUGGAACAAAAAAAGAUUUGGUGUCAGAUGCUGUGUGUGAAAGGACAGAGCUGGAUGCCAUCCGUUUUGCCAAGGAGAUGCAGGCAGAGUACUGGUCGGUUUCAGCCAAAACAGGAGAAAAUGUCAAAGAAUUCUUUUCCCGAGUUGCUGCCUUGGCCUUUGAACAGUCCAUGAUAAAGGAGCUGGAGAGCAGUCCUGGGCACAGGGCCCAAAUUGGGGCAGGAAAUCUCAUCAAGCUAGAGAAGAACAUUAUGGAAGUUCCAGAAGACAAUGCUCAAGUCAGCCUGAGCUGCUGCUAACUGUCAAGUGUUUCUGCAAGUGCCACACUUUUCUGCAACAAUGCUCUCAAACCAGAAAGAGUGAGCUUAAAUUUUAGAAAUGAGGGAGGAAAAACUUACCCAAACUUUCCUGCUGAGAGUUCCCUUGCUGCUGCAGGCUCCCUGUGCAGGGUGGUACAAUUGUUAUGUAAACCUUUCUCUGUGUGGCUCAAACAUAGCAUCCUUGUCUUAAUGCAAGAAGACAUUGCCAGUGCCAUGGGCUCACCUGCCUGCCAAAAAGGCUUGUAGUCAAAAAUGAUGUCAUUUCAGUGUGUUGUUUUUUGAUAAUUUUCUAGAAAUCUUAGCUAGUGAAGCGGCAUUCUCUUGUGGGAGCAAGAAACAAGUGGCAGUUCAGAAUGAAGGGUGAUAUCAAUAUGGUUUUGCCUUUUAAAACAAUUGUGUGAAAUAACUCUGAUUGCUUUUAUGCAUUCCAAGUAUUUUAAAACUAUUUGAAAAUAAAUCUUUUAAAGUAUCAGGCUUGGAAGGACACAAAUGCAGACUGCAUAUUUUCCACUGUGAUUUCUCCAUCCAGGAAAAACGUUCAUUACUUUUUAUUUUUCACUUGAGAAUCAGAGCCCAGUAUUAAAUAUUUCCAAGCCUAAAAGAAGUCCAGGUAGGAACUCAGUUUUUUAACACAGCUGUCUAAUAUUUUGAAAAAUGUUGCCAGAUAAGAAUGCUAUUCUUUUCCAUUUUCUUGAGUAAGAAAGAAUGGUCACACAGGUGCAUAAAAUGGAAAACAUUAUUUCCCUCUAAUUUUUCCAAUAGCUCUCUGAACUCUAAUACUCUGUUUUAUCUAGCUUAGAAUUCCAUGUUUCUAUUAUUAAUAUCCAGCAUGUCAGGCUUGCUGGCAUUAAAAAUAGAUAUAAUGCUCUGAAUUUCAUAUUGCAAUUAUUUAAAAUGAAGAGAAGGAAAACCUAUGAAUAGUUACAAGGUACUGUUUCUUGGGUUAUUUAUUCAAUCAUUGCAGAAACAACAGUAUCUUUAAAAAUAAUUAUA